GAUUUGUAGGCACUUUACUGAGGACAUGGCAUCUGCUACUCCAAGAAAAAGAAAACGCAGUUCUGAUGGUUUGCUACUAGUAUAUGGGAAUCCAGUGAAAAAACUGAUGAUGGAAUUCACUGAGGAGCCGCCCAUGGCUAUGAUAUCUGCAGGUCAAAGUUCUGCAUCUCCAGUAAAGCAAAUGCCAAGUGUCCGAGAUGAUGAUAAAGAAAACCAUCACAUGCUCCAAAAAUCAAAAAAAUUACAGAAGCUUGAUACCUCUCCACUUCAGAGAGCCAGUGUGCCAAAGGGAAUACAAAGGGAGUUCCCACAGAGAAUGUCUCCAGAGUGUGGCACCACACACAGUUCCAUUGUAUCCACCAGCUCCUUUUACAGCAAAGGGAAGCAAUAUCGAAGCCUGCUGGAGAGGAAACUGGCAAAUGAAAGCCAUCCUCUUGGUCCAAGAAAUGAUGGAAACCUACUUAUUGCGAGCAAGUCAGAGACGGCACAUCUUAAAGUGAUGACAGCCUCAACAAUAUCAAAGUGCCCUGGUGCUUCCAGGCAGGCCAAGAAUUUGCCAGGAAACACCAAAAGAGCCAAAAUAAAGAUGGCUCCUCCCAAGGGGAAAGAGGAUGCUAAUUGUGCUAUGGAAAAGAAAAUGGAUGGUCCUUUUAGAGUCUUAAGCAUGAAAUUCAAACCUGUGGUGAAACUCCAGACAGGGGCAGCAUUCUUUGGCACUGGAAAGUGGCAGCCUGGCUCUAAGAAAAUGCUUCCAUCAUCCCCCUACUCUGUUAGCAAGUCCAUAGGUAAAGGGAAUCAGGACAACCCCCUGACCCAUUCCAAGCUCUGCUUGUCCACUCAAAGCAAAGCCACUGAAGAAGGCAGGAAAGGAAGCUGUGCAAAUGGGCUCUCGAAAGAGGAAAAACGUGAUCGCCUGCAGGAUGAUGUGAAAUUGAUUCACAAUACAAGCCAAAAUAAGGAGUCUAUAUGUGAACUGAACCUGUUGCAAAAUACUAGGCUCCUCAAAACUCCUCACUCUGGUUGCACAAAGGCCCACGCAGAAAAGGAAACUGAUGCUGGAAUCCAGGACUGUGAAGAAAACUUCCAGAGAUCACUGAGAAACAUGGGCAAGCAUGAGAGUGCCUCUUCCAUGCCAUCUUUGGCCGAUGACACCCAUCUGUUGUUCAGUACACUAAUAUGGCUACCAAGUGUCUGGCAGAGGAACUAUUAGAUGCGGGCUUCAAUU
Rhineura floridana is the source of this 1225-nucleotide messenger RNA. RefSeq lists its product as uncharacterized. Bases 26 to 1210 code for a protein of 394 amino acids. The record is from RefSeq and is a predicted model, not a curated record. Lineage: Eukaryota; Metazoa; Chordata; Lepidosauria; Squamata; Rhineuridae. The transcript is spliced from 4 exons.